This is a messenger RNA of Bombus terrestris (buff-tailed bumblebee), 1130 nucleotides long. RefSeq names its product early nodulin-75-like. The coding region runs from base 402 to 1025 and encodes 207 amino acids. Lineage: Eukaryota; Metazoa; Arthropoda; Insecta; Hymenoptera; Apidae. The transcript is spliced from 2 exons. The record is from RefSeq and is a predicted model, not a curated record.
CCUUUUUGCGAAUUUCUGUAGGCAAUACCCGGAGCGAUGCAAUGUGUUACGAGGCUUGCCCUCCAGUUUUCUCGAAUCACAAACCAGCCAAUGACUGGCGACGGUGUGGUAAAUGACGAACGCCAACCUAACGACAGCGACAUAACAGGGCUGUUCGCCCGAGGUGCAGAAUUUAUUCAGGAAAUACCGGGGCGCGACCACUUGCAUCAUAGGCUUGGCUGUCGACCGCUUUUUACGCCGCUUAAGGGAAUCACAUUCGUCUUUGGUCCGCAAGAAACUUGCCCUGCUUAAGUGUAGCAAAAGUUUAUAAAACCAGAGACCACGCACAGCGCGCUUUUAGUUUUGCCCGGGACUUUAGUGCCGACGUUUAUCGAGAAGAUCGUUCAACCGACACCGAAAUCAUGUUCAGAUUGUUGAUACCGUGCCUGAUAUGGCUGUCAAGCGUCCGCUCGGAAACCGCAGUGGACAUGCACAUGCACAUGCCGGAUGGCAUGAUGGAAGACAAAGCGGCUAUGAAAAGGGAGUCGUAUUAUAAUCCGUGCCCUCCGACUUACUCGCAUCCUAUCUCGUACUCGCCGCCACCGCAAAUUUACGUGAAACCGUACGUGCAACCAGCGCCGAUACAGUAUAUUCCGAAACCGAUGAUCACCUACGUGAAACCAUCUCCACCACCGGUCGUUGUGAAACCAGCCCCGGUAAUCGUAAAGCCGAUCGUUCAAGAAAAAGUGGUUUACCCGAUCUAUCAGAAACCAAUGAUCUCGUAUGCGCCAAUCUAUCAAAAACCCAUCUAUUACGCGCCUAUGUAUCAGAAAUUGAUGUAUCAGGCACCUAAGGUGUACUUGAAGAAAUACGAACUACCGAUUACUCAAGUGAUUCAGAAGCCUCAGAUCUCAUAUCCCAUUCAGUACCAUCAGCCGAAAGUGGUACAGAUCCCGGCGCCACAGAUCAAUUUGGUGAAACUCGCACAACCCAUCGUUCAUACCCAGCCUAUUUACCAGUCGUCCAUAAAACCGUAUUGCCCUUAAGAAAAAUUCAUGGACAAAUGUCACGGUGCGAUUGCAACGAUCGAGUCGAUCGAUCGCUUAGGUCUUUUGAGAACGUUCCGGAAAAUCGAAAGAUAAUUCGGCGUU